AUGAAUCUGGCAAAUUAUUCUUACUUCUCUGGCAUGUGCAACAUGACCGCAGAGACGCAGCACUCGCCCGCCGAGGCGAGUCCUGUUGUCAUGUCUCCAAAUGUCAGCCUGGACUCGCCGCUGCCUCCGCCGCCUCUCAUGCUGCAGGCCCGCUCCAAGGACAAUGUGUUGAUCAAGUCAGAGCCCCGGGGGAACAGUCCCAACACGGAGGAUGGAGCCGCUCUGGGGCAGACUGAGGAGCACCUGCCCACCGGGAGCCGCCGGAGGAAGAGGCCCGUCCAGAGGGGGAAGCCUCCCUACAGCUACAUCGCUCUCAUCGCCAUGGCCAUCGCCAACUCCCCCGAGAGGAAGCUCACCCUGGGGGGCAUUUAUAAGUUCAUCAUGGAGCGCUUUCCUUUCUACAGGGAGAACUCCAAGAAGUGGCAGAACUCCAUCCGCCACAACCUCACCCUCAACGACUGUUUUGUGAAGAUCCCCCGGGAGCCCGGCAGACCAGGUAAAGGCAACUACUGGACGUUAGACCCCGCAGCUGAGGACAUGUUUGACAACGGGAGCUUCCUGAGGAGGAGGAAAAGGUUCAAGCGCACAGAUGUGAGCACCUACCCCGGGUACAUGCAGAGCUCAAGCGCGUUUACACCAACCCCAAUGGGCAGGCCCUCGUACCCAAACACCCUGUACGCAGGGAUAGGCUCCGGUUAUGGCUCCCAGCUGACUGCAACAUCCCCGCAUCCGGCCAUGCUGCAUCACUACCAGACCUCCGCCGGGGUCGGCCAAGGACAGCCGCGCAUGUUCAGCAUCGACAACAUCAUCAGCCAGCAGACGGUGGUGCAGAGCGGCCCGGGGGGAGACCUCAACUCGCAGGCGCUGGGGCUGGGCGGAGGUGACCUGGGCACCAUGACCUCCAGCUGCUCGGUCACCGGCACCGACCCGUCUGCGUGCUUCCAGACCCAGACUGUGAACCCGUCUGCGAACAUGCUGAGCAGAAACAGCGGGAAUCUGUCAUCCAACCUGACCGCAGGGUACCCGUACUCCUCCUCGGCCUCUCCUCCAAACCUGCCCUCCAUGACCCAGUCCGGUUUCUCUCCGGGGAGCUCGCAAGUGUACUGCUCCGGCAACCGGCUGUCUCUGCCGGCCCUGCGCCCGGGCUCCUGCGCCGAGCACACGGAACAGCUGCUGGGCCUCUCCAGCCCCAUGAACUCCUACAACAACACCUACAUGAGACAAGCCAACUUUGCGUCAGGAUUAGAGCGGUAUAUGUGA
Epinephelus fuscoguttatus (brown-marbled grouper) is the source of this 1260-nucleotide messenger RNA. It is a transcript of the gene foxe3, whose product is annotated as forkhead box E3. The transcript has a single exon. Gene Ontology annotation, molecular function: RNA polymerase II cis-regulatory region sequence-specific DNA binding; DNA-binding transcription factor activity, RNA polymerase II-specific. The record is from RefSeq and is a predicted model, not a curated record. Lineage: Eukaryota; Metazoa; Chordata; Actinopteri; Perciformes; Serranidae. Gene Ontology annotation, biological process: regulation of transcription by RNA polymerase II; anatomical structure morphogenesis; cell differentiation. The coding region runs from base 1 to 1260 and encodes 419 amino acids.